UUCUGCUGCACGGGUUUGAGGAGCACUGCAAGUUUGCUGUGGUCUGGCGGCAGUAGGAUGGUUAUCGUGGAUGUAUUAUAUUCUUGCUGUAUGAAUGUGAGGCUGUAAUGUGAGAUCUAUCUUAAUAACACACAGGAGGUUUUGCACAGAUCUCUCCUGCACUGCUCCUCAAUCUGACUGCCCACGUGAGGACACAAAGUAGGCGCAGUGCUCCACUGGACAUGGAGAUGGUCGACGUUUGGUGGAACAUGAGGCUGGAUGUCUUGUUGGGUUGUUGACUAUUGAAACUGCAGGGCGUUGGAUGCGUACUCAACCCACCUGAACAUCCGCUGCCAUCCAGUACUGCGAGUUUGAUCUCCAGGAUGACUGUGGUGGUUGCUGGAGAUAAUAUGGACGAGACAUCCUCCACUCUGCAGGGGCAUCCACAGGACUCACAGUAUUCCCCCGAGUGCUGCGAGCGAGUUGUUAUCAACAUCUCAGGGCUGCGCUUUGAGACACAACUCAAGACGCUCGCCCAGUUCCCCGACACACUACUGGGCAACCCCAAGAAAAGGAUGGGCUACUUUGACCCUUUAAGGAACGAGUACUUCUUUGACAGAAACCGUCCGAGCUUUGAUGCGAUCCUCUACUACUACCAGUCAGGGGGAAGGUUAAGAAGACCCGUCAAUGUACCUUUGGAUAUGUUCUCAGAGGAAAUUAAGUUCUAUGAGCUUGGAGAAGAAGCUAUGGAAAAAUUCAGAGAGGAUGAGGGCUUUAUUCGUGAGGAAGAACGUCCCCUGCCGGAGAACGAGUUUCAGAGACAGAUUUGGCUGCUAUUUGAGCAUCCCGAGAGCUCGGGCCCUGCCAGAGGGAUCGCGAUAGUGUCCGUCAUGGUUAUUCUCAUUUCUAUUGUGAUAUUUUGCUUGGAGACUUUACCAGAGUUGAAGGAGGAUCCACAUGGACGGCUCCAGGUGAUAGGCAACAGCACGUUCUACUUCAAACCAAAUAUUCUUACCGAUCCGUUUUUUGUCGUGGAGACACUCUGCAUCAUCUGGUUUUCUUUUGAGUUGAUUGUCCGUUUCUUCGCUUGCCCAAGUAAACCUGCCUUCUUCAAAAACAUGAUGAACACGAUCGAUGUGGUGUCCAUCAUUCCAUAUUUCAUAACGCUCGGAACAGAGAUGGCGGAGGACCCCGAGGGUGGAAAGGAGGCAAAGGGUGGAGGAGAGCAGGCCACAUCUCUGGCCAUUCUCAGGGUUAUCCGCUUGGUCAGGGUGUUUCGGAUAUUUAAGCUGUCCAGACACUCCAAGGGGCUUCAGAUCUUGGGCCAGACUUUGAAAGCCAGCAUGCGCGAGCUGGGUCUUCUUAUCUUUUUUCUUUUCAUCGGCGUCAUCUUGUUUUCCAGUGCAGUGUUUUUCGCUGAGGCUGAGGAAAAGGAUUCCUUCUUCACAAGUAUCCCAGACGCCUUUUGGUGGGCGGUGGUUUCGAUGACAACCGUGGGGUAUGGAGACAUGUACCCCGUUACUAUUGGGGGCAAGAUAGUAGGCUCUCUAUGUGCCAUUGCCGGUGUGCUAACGAUCGCGCUUCCAGUGCCUGUGAUUGUGUCCAACUUUAACUAUUUCUAUCACAGGGAAACCGAAGGUGAUGAACAGGCACAGCUCCUCACGGUGAGCAAUCCGAACAUUGCGUCCGAUUCUAACUCCAGUCGUCGCAGCUCGUCUGUCGUCAGCAAGUCAGAAUACAUGGAGAUUGACGACGACCUCAAUAACAGCAUUGAUAAUUUUCGCGAGGCGAACCUGCGAACUGGGAACUGCACAGUUGUGAAUCAGAAUUGUGUAAAUAAGGGCAAGCGUCUCACAGAUGUAUAGUUUUCCUAUGUCGUUCUAGGCCAUUAUAGGACGCCCCCGGCUGUAUAUAGUGUACUCUAUUCAUAUUUCAGAGUGCUUUAACAAGGCCUCUGAUAAUGUGUUAUUUCAUUGCGUAUGUUUUAUCUCAAGUCCACGAGAGUUGCUUUGAUUCUGUCCGAAGAACGGUAGUCUAAAUCUGCCUAUGGAUACCAAAUAUUAAAUAAUUAAAAGACAGAAUAACUAUUAUAUGUACUUGGGUUAGAGUACUUGCAUAUGUAAAUGACUUUACAUUUUGCAAUGCACCUUAUCCCAAAAAAUGAUCAGUUAUUCAGUGACAGUGACAGAAGAACUAAUACUUUCUUGUACCAUAUGUUGACCAUUUAUUUAUUUGCUCAUUGUAGGUUAUUGUAAACCAUAUACAAACUGAAUGUUGAUUAAUUAUGCAGAUCAUGGCAUGUUUCAUGAAAUGUUGAGGUCUGUUUGAUAUGGUACUAUGUAUCCUGCUUUAAUUAAUACAUGACAUCAAUACGAACUUUAUCACGUAUAGCCAAGCCGACAGUAUAACUCUACUGAAUUACAACCACUGCCCACUAAAAGCACAAUUUUCUUUAACAUCUUUAAAAACAAAGUAUUUAAAAUCAG
Messenger RNA from Sinocyclocheilus rhinocerous, 2465 nucleotides. RefSeq names its product potassium voltage-gated channel subfamily A member 1-like. NCBI's taxonomy places the organism in Eukaryota, Metazoa, Chordata, Actinopteri, Cypriniformes, Cyprinidae. Bases 363 to 1844 code for a protein of 493 amino acids. Gene Ontology annotation, biological process: protein homooligomerization; potassium ion transmembrane transport; action potential. The record is from RefSeq and is a predicted model, not a curated record. The transcript has 2 exons. Gene Ontology annotation, cellular component: juxtaparanode region of axon; paranode region of axon; neuronal cell body. Gene Ontology annotation, molecular function: delayed rectifier potassium channel activity; protein binding.